CUGGCAUGCUGCAGUCCAUGGGGUUGCAAAGAGUCGGACACGACUGAGUGACUGAACUGAACUGUACAUAUUUGGGUCAUAGCCCUCUUGCCUUCUCCAAAUUCCUUUUUGCAGUUCUCUUCCAUAUCAUCAAUUUUUCCUUCUCUGCCAAUCAUCUCCAUCAGCAUACAGGUUCUGCAAAUGGUCAUCAAAAGAAACCAACAAACCUGGUUGAUUUAAGCAAAAGAGGACUUUCUUAAAAGGACACUGCAGGUGGAUCACUACCUCCUCAGCACUGCAUGCAGGAAUCUGUCACUAGCAUUGUAGCCAGUAUUGCCCACACAAACUUGAGCAUCCUACAACCACUGCUACACCAGAAAGUGCUUCUCCCACUCCCCACUUAUUCCCUCCCAGCUCCAGUCUCCAUCUAAGUGGGCACAUCUGAUUGGUGAAGCCUGUAUCAUGCCCACACUCUACCUGAUAGGGAGACUGGGAAGGAGUAUCUGACAUGUUCAGCAUCUACAAUAGACGGAGAACACUGCCUCCCACCAAAAGUCAUAAUUUAUAGUUUAGGGAAUUUCAGAAAUUUCCUUCAAUUAAAAGGAUUCAGAUGUUAUUGAAAGGUUAAAAAAAAAAAUCCCAUUUCUACCACACUCAUUUAUCUUUUUUCAAAGUUUAUUUUUUCCUUUCCCCCUUUUGGUGAAAUUAAAAAAGGUUGUCCACACUGGUCUUUAUUUCCUCAUAUCCUAUUCUACCCAAUCUAGCAUUGUUCUUCAAAAGCCAUCAUAUUCCCAAAUCCAGCAGACACUUCUCAGCUCACACAGUUUAACCUUGCAGUGUUAUUGGAUAUUCUCCCAGCUCCCAUGAUCUUAUGGUCUCUUGGAAUUUCACUUUUUUCCAAUUGCUUCAGCUCAGCUUCCUUUGCUGACUUUCCCUCUGCUCAAUCUCUGUAUAUUUGUUUUCAGAGCUCUAUCUCUUCCUCUCUAACUCCAUUCACUCCCUAAGCAUUCUUUCAAUUUCAAUUUUUUCCUGGCUUAAAAUUCUCAAAUCUGAUAAUUCUUGCCUUUAGAAAAAAAUCUACAGACCUGUUUGCUGAGCUCUAGAGUUUUGCAUCUGCAACUGCUUACUUUGUACUUCUCCAUGUAUGUCUAAUACAUAUUUUAAUUUUAAUAUGUCCAAAGAAAAUUCUUAAUUUCCCUCUCUAAGUUGGUUCCUUAUGAAGUCCCUCCAAUUAGGGCUUUAUCAUUCAUCUGGUGUUGAAGCCAAAAAUCUCAGAAUCAUCCUUGAUUUAUUUUUCUUAAACUCUCAUAUCCCAUUUAUCUACAAGUCCAUAUUUUCUACCGCCCAAAUUCAUUACAGCUCUCCAUUCCCUACAAGCACUCCCCUAGUCUAAGCCAUCAUCAUCUUUUGCUUAUUCCCAAAUUGACAUUUGAAUUGGCCCAUUUCUUCCUCUCCAUCCUCAAUUCAUAGCACCCUCUCCAGACCCCCACACAACUUUGCUCCAUUGAUCACCUUCCUGUUCUUCAAACAAGCCAAGCUCUUUGCCAUCCCAAGAUUUUGCAUUUUUCUUCUGCCUAGAAUGUCAGCAAUACUAAAUCCAUGCCAGCUUAUCCCAUUCUGACUCCACCUUAUCCUUCCAGAUCCCUUUUGAUUUUUACCUUCCCUAAACUAGCAGAAACUUGUCUUUUUGAUUCAUGUUUGUGUCCCAUGGGAUGUCUGAUACACAGUAGGCAUUCCAUAAAUAUUUGUUAAAUAACUGAAUUGAUAAUUAAGUGAAUGACUGAUGUCAUAUUCCAUUGAGAUUCCCUAACCUUUUCAUUCCUAUCCAAAUGACUCAUCUUUACUCAUUGGUGAUAGCUUGAUAACUAGUUAUCUAAGACAAGUUUUGUUCAUUUACUUUUGAUUCUGCCUGGGGUUAUUAAACAUUCUUUUAAUGAUAAUAAUAAUAAUGCCUUGAAAAUCUAGUAAGAAAACCAAAGAUUAUGAUGCUGAUAUACUCAGAAUAUCUCCUGGCUGAUGUGGGCAGUAAAUGAUGUUCACCCAUCAAUCAUUUUUCCACUUCCUGCAACUGAAUCUCCCUGGAGGAGUCAUCAGAUGCUCUCAAUCUUGAAGAUUGACAGGAAGUCCCUGCAGACACCAACUCUAUGCAACAUCAAGAGGGAUCCUUGACACUGAGAUUUAAAAGCCCCAUUCUCAGAACAAGAUUUAGAAAACUCACAGGCUAAGUUCUAGUUAUCGCAGCUUCUGGAAAGGUGCAGAACAUGAAGGGAUUCAAAAGUCUGGUGGUAAUGACCUUGACCCUCUUCCUGGUGUUUUCUUUCAUGGGAAAUUGCAACAGUGCUCCGCAGGUAAUCACAAGCAAAAAUUGGGGCUCCUCUAUGCGCUGGAGACUCUUUGAGAGAAGGAACUGGACUCCUCAAGCUAUGCUCUACCUGAAGGGUGCACGUAUGUUCCAAACACUUUGCUCUUCUGACAGUGGUAAAGGGAGAGCCUUAGGGGCGCAUGAAUCCGUGGGACAGAUGGAGACCUGCGGGGAGAGAAUACUAUCGAGAGGGGCGCCGCUUCCUUUCCGACCAGAGCCGGAGGAAGGACCUCUCCGACCGGCCGCCGCUGGAAAGACGAAGCCCAAAUUCCCAACAACUAACUCUUCCAGAGGCAGCAGCUGUACUAUUGGCUUUUUUGCAGAAACCACAAGAAGGUACAAGCAUAGUGAACUCUUUUACCUGCAGGACAGAGAAGCUUUGAGUGCUUUGGAGAUUCUGUGUUGACUGGAGAUGAAAACUUGGAUCAAACCAGAUUCCUAGAAGACAGUCUGCUAAACUGGUGAAAAUAUAACAGAUUCCAUUCAAUUAUAUUCUAUUCUUGUUGAAAACAUGAACCAUGUAAAUAAAGCCUGUGGACCCUUUUCCCUUCAUUUGUAAUCUUAGGAACAUGUGCAGCCAGUUUUAUUCUUCCAGAAGGUAAAGUGAUGCUGCGUUCUUAGAACGUCACUGCUUUCUCCAUGAUUUCAGGUCCUAUUUAGAUCACCUGGUGUCUUACUCUUGAAUUUAACCCAUUUAUAGUUAUUAGGUUGAAGACUCUUUAGAGUGUUCCUUCUUUUUGUUACAAUACCCAUCUUGAUUUAAUCAUUCUUAGUUGUGGUUUUUUUUUUUUUUUUUCCAUUUUAUUACCCACUUGCAUUGUCUUAGCACUCAACAGUGAAUCUCCUCUCCUUUCCCCCCUUUCUUCACCUCCAAGGAGAGAGAGGUGGGAAGCAUGGGAGGAUGAGAAAGAGUGAAAUGUGAUUGUUAGUAUCCAGGAGAGGUGAGUUGUCAGGAAGGGAACCAGGGGGGAUGACUGGGAAGAAGCCCUGUGAUCAGACACGACACUCUGGUUGCUGAGGGAGGGGGACCCUUGGUGAGGCAGGAGCCAGUGGAAGGUUCUACAGUGGGGUGCUCUCCCUGUGCUCUCUGGGGAUUUCUGUGAAUUCAGUUUAGAAACGAGGAUCUAAAAGUUACUGGAAAAUAAGAUGGAAACAUACUCCACUCCUGGAUAUAUUGUACAAAAGAAAUGAAUCAUUUUUUUUAGAGCCAUUUUCCUUGGCUAAGCAGAUUCAAAGAUUGCUUACUCUAACUGUCUAGAACUUUAGGCUUUAUUUGCCCCUGGAGGAGGAAACAGCAACCCACUCCAGUGUUCUUGCCUGAGAAAUCUCAAGGACAAAGGAGCUUGGCAGGCUGCAGUUCACAGGGUUGCAAAGAGUCAGACAUGACUGAGAGACCGAGCACGCACUAGACUUUAUUUGCAUUAAAACAUAACAUAAAGGCACUCCGAGAAUGUAAGUGCAUGAUACAAGGCCUAGUUUAUUCAGUUUUUAAAGUCAACUAUAAAGUCGACAGUUUUUCAGUACUGUCUGAAAAAUAAAAUAUGCACUACCUACAGCAAGCAUAUGGUAUUUAUUUGGAAUUACAGUAUGACCAGCAUGUCAAUUAUUUAUGACUUAAUUAAUUGAAAGUUGUUACUGAUAAUUGUCAUAAGUGGAAAGCAUUGUCAAUUCUUAUUAUCACCAGUAUAUAAGCUAUUAGUGAGUAGGUAAAGAAUAUCAUUAUAUGAAUGUCUCUGUAACUUGGAAUUACAGUUUUACUGUAUUAAGUAAACAAAACCCUAUAUGUAAGAUUUGUCUGUAUCUCAUUUCAUAAUUGAAUAAUGAAACUGUUUUCAAGUUAAUGUAACACGGAUCUCUGCCAAAAACUUAAUAUGCUAGCAUUAAAAAAUUCUUUGUGGCAUUAAAA
This is a messenger RNA of Bubalus bubalis (water buffalo), 4247 nucleotides long. It is a transcript of the gene SPX, whose product is annotated as spexin hormone. The transcript has 6 exons. Gene Ontology annotation, biological process: positive regulation of gastro-intestinal system smooth muscle contraction. Lineage: Eukaryota; Metazoa; Chordata; Mammalia; Artiodactyla; Bovidae. The record is from RefSeq and is a predicted model, not a curated record. Bases 2241 to 2747 code for a protein of 168 amino acids. Gene Ontology annotation, molecular function: neuropeptide hormone activity. Gene Ontology annotation, cellular component: cytoplasm.